CACUCCUUCUCCAAUAAGGGAAGCGAGCAGCCCAGCACCCACUCGCGCGAUGUCGCGCUGGCUCGGGAUGCGGCCCGGCGGCAAGCGCUCGCGGCGGCACACCCCGCGCACGAAAUGACUACAACAACGACCACAACCCAACCCGCUGCUUCUCGAUCCGGCCCCGCCCUGCGUUCUCAGACGACACCAUGACGUCCGACUCGGUCGGUCAAGUCGCUACCGCCACCGUCCAGCGCAAGAGCCUACUCCGCGCGCUCCGUAGUCGCCGUCGUGCGUCUAGGCCAAGCUGACUUCUUCACUACCGCUUCUGACUGGGGGAUCGUGCGUGACGACGUGAACGUGGUCAGAGGGGGGCAGAGUGAUUCCGUGCGUUACUCGAGAAGGCGUGCGCGCGUGUGUGAGAGCGUCCGUGGCGCUUCCGGGUCUCUUCCCUGCGCGACAUCGGCCGGGGGUUCCCCGAUGGGGGAAACGCGACCGCCGGCGUGUCUCCUCCUGACUUGGCGGCGGCAUUGGUGGCGUAGCGGGCCAACCUCGCCGCAUUCGUCGUCGCGGGCUAGCGUGCUGCCGACGACCCGGCGAGUGGUGGCGGCGAUCAAUACGGCUCGGAGAAGAAAGACGGCCGGCCGCGGUUGUUGAGGGGCCGUACGACGAGUAAAAGCGAGCGGGAAGAAGGUGGUCGCGAUGCACCUGCACUUCGAGCGGAGCUGGUCGUCGCGCACCGACUGCUCGGUGCUGUCGCUCACGUGGAUGGGCAAGGUGCCCGACGAGCUGCCCGAGGAGGACGGCUGGCGACUGAACCGCGUCAACUACUACCAGGACGGCUGGUUGGCGUCCGGCAACGCGCGCGGCAUCGUAGGCGUCACCUUCACCACAUGCCAUUGCCGCAAGACGGCCGAGCACCCUCAGCGCACAAACUACAACCUCCGCGGUCACCGGUCCGAGGUGACGCUGGUCAAGUGGAACGAGCCGUACCAGAAGCUGGCGUCGUGCGACAGCAGCGGCGUGAUCUUCGUGUGGAUCAAGUACGAGGGGCGCUGGUCCAUCGAGCUCAUCAACGACCGCAACACCCAGGUGACCGACUUCGCCUGGAGCCACGAUGGCCGGAUGGCACUCAUCUGCUACCGCGACGGAUUCGUGCUCGUCGGAUCGGUGGCCGGCCAGCGGUACUGGUCCUCCACGCUGCACCUGGACCGCGCGGCCGUGCUCUGCGGCAUCUGGACGCCCGACGACCACCAGGUGUUGUUCGGCACAUCGAACGGCCAGAUCCUGGUGAACGACAUGCAUGGUGAGCUGGUGGCUCAGGUGACCCUGAACGAGGAUGCCGCCAUCGUUGCCAUGGCGUGGUCCUGCGAGAAAUUCAAGAUGGAAGAGGCAGACGACGACAACCGAGCAGCGGCGGCCUCCAGUGGAGACGCCUCCUCCGUCCCGCCCGCACAGGCUCCCGAAUCCAAGAUAUCCGUCCUGGCCGUUUGCUUCAGCAACGGAGCCAUUCAUGUCAUGAAGAAUUACGACGACAUCUCGCCUACCAUCAUCAACACCGGUCUGAAAGACAUCAAAGUGGAGUGGUCUAACAGCGGCGAAGUGCUUGCUGUAGCCGGCGUCGAUUCAGAGUCUACCGACGGAGACUGCCGGAACCGCAUCCACUUCUACACGGACGCAGGGCUGCUUCGUUUCGUAGCUGCCAUACCAUACACACAGAGCCCAGUGACGGCCCUGACGUGGGGUCACAACGACAAGAGGCUAUUUGUGGCCACGGGCAGCGUGAUCCACAUUGGCUGGGUGACGCGGCGGAUGGCCUCGCUGCAGCUGCUGUCCCGGUUAACGCUGCACCGGGCACUCAGGGACGAGGCGGCUGUGCACACGCUCCCUUUGCCGCGACGGUUGCGAGCCCUGGUUGCCAACCUCUUCGGGCAGACCGUCAAGUGCUACCUACCGGAGGCGCACCAGCUGCGCGAGUUCGUGUCCCGUCCGCACCACGUGCGUCUGCACUGCACCAUGGUGCGCCAUGACACCGAAGACCUGGUGUCGGGCAGCGCCACUUACACCCUGUUCCUCGAGUACCUGGGCGGCCUGGUGCCGCUACUGAAAGGCAAGCGUGCCUCCAAGCUGCGGCCUGAGUUCGUCAUCUUCGACCCCGAGCAGCCGGCUGGACAGGCCGGCAAUGGCCGCCAGGGGUCGUCCUAUGGCCGCAGCUCACCCGGAUUAAGUGCCGAGUCGGGCACCGUGUCUACUAAUUUGAGGGAUGCCACAGUUGCCGCGGCCUUGACGUCCGACAGCGACGCGGACGAAGGCUGCGCUUCGUCUCCGGGCCGUCGCAGGAGGGCGGCGCGCAACGCGGCUGCAGCGGACGCAGCUCUCGCAGGCGACGGCAUCUCGCUGUCGUCCCGCGGCGGCUGCGGCGGUGCUGCGCGCCGCGAGCUCCUGUACACGGAUGAGCUGCCGGAGCGCGAGAAGAUCGUGGCCGUGACGUCCAACCUCUGGGGCACCAAGUUCAAGGUGCUGGGCCUGGCCCGCUGGCUGCCGGCCACGCUGGGCACGGUCACGUACCGCACCAGCCUGCUGCAUCUGCAGCCGCGCCAGAUGACGCUCCUCAUCAAGGAGCUGCAGGGUCCGCAGCCGCCUGCCGCCGCCGCCGCCGCCGCCUCCUCUUCCUCUUCUUCCUCUUCGCGCUCGCUCGUUCUCCACAAUGGCACCACCGUGGCGGCGGCCGGAUCGGCGGCGGGCUCUGCGGCGCAGGUGGUCGCUGGCUUCUCGGAGGACGAAGACGACGACAUGUGCGACCCCGUGGCGAGCGAGGAGAGCGCGGCGCCCAUCGCUCCGAUGACGCCCAAGAAGCGGUGCGGCAUGGGCCGCAGUCCGGGCCUGCCGGACCCGGAGACCGGCGUGCUGCCCGCCGACGGGGACCAGGCCGUGGCGUGCUGCACCGGCUCCGGUGGCUGCGGCGACGAGGAGUUCCUGACGCUCGAGACGACCGCCGAGACCGGCGUGCAGCACCUCGCACUGCGCCAGGCGGGCCGCCCCCGGCCGCAGGGCACCACCAUGUCGCUGCACGCCGACGCCCUGCCGGGGACCUCCUCGUCCGCCUGUCAGGAAGAGGCCGCGUCGCCGUCCAAGAAGCCACAGGCCGAACUCAGGCCCGAGUCGAGGCCCGGGUUGCGGCGCGGCGGAGGGGAGUCGGCCCCCCACAGGUCCGGCGCGGGCCCCGGGGCGGCAGGCGUCCGGCACCUGCUGGACCCGGUGCCCCGCUGGGCGGACAAGGCCGCCGAGCUCAAGUACAUCGACGACGAGCAGCCCGACGAGGGCGUCGUCGGCGACGUGGCCUCGGUGCUGCUGCUCAGCCACCACCGGAACCGGAGCAGCAUCGGGCCGCCCAACGCCGACUUCCUGGUCGGCGACCCGCGGAGCCGCGGCUGCGACGCCCGCCGGCUCACCCUGCGCUCGGGCUCGCCGGCGCCGCAGCAGCAGAGCGCGCACGGCGUGGCGCAGGCGUCUUCCUCCUCCACCAGCUCCAGGAGCUGCGACGACGCGGCCGAAGUGGCGCGCGCGCUCCUCGCCGAGAAGCUGCAGCACAGACACAACGAGGAGCCAGCCUGCGUGUGCGAGGCAUCUCAGAACUCCUCGCCGGCCACGGCGCGCAAACAGCGCUUCGUCGAGGAGAACCCUUUCGUGUGCACCACCACUUCCGCGGACUGUGGCGGUGCCUCGCUGGCCAUUCACGCGGCGGGCAGCUCGCGUGGCACCGCGCCGGGCAACUCGCUGUCUCCGCAACCGACGCUGUGCAGCGGUGCCUCUGAGGACGAAGGAAACCGGACGACGAGCCGCGAGAGCACGCCGUCGGCGAGCCCGUGCCGCCAGCCCCGACGACACCGGGGAUCGCUGCCGAUACCCAGUGCAGCCGGCGGCGGUGCGUCAACACCAGGGCUGGGCGCCGUCGGCGCGGGCGACGAAAGCGGCGGCUCGGCGCCGUCAUCGCCGGCGCUGAGCCGCAGCAUCCCGUCGUCGCCGGUGUCCGGCCGCAAGAGCCGGCAGCAGCAGCUGCGCACGCUGCUCUACAGCCCGCUGCUGCUGCGCAAAGUGCGCGGCGGCCGCGGGCAGCGCAGCGGCGCCGUCCUGGACAGCUCGGACGAAGAAGGCGGACAGAGCGGCGAAGAGGUGCUCUCGGACGGCUUCCGCGACCUCGAGAGCAUGCAGAAGGCGCACAUACGCAAGAAGUUGAAGAAGCGCCACGGCAAGGUGCACCAGCAGGAGAUGCUGCCGCCCAGCAAGCCGCCGCCCAUGUACCGCGAGUUUGUGUUGCACAACAAGGCGCCCCUGUGGAACGAAGUGAGCCAGGUCUACCAGCUAGACUUUGGCGGUCGCGUCACCCAGGAGUCGGCCAAGAACUUCCAGAUUGAGUUUAAGGGAAACCAGGUGAUGCAGUUCGGCCGCAUCGAUGGGAACGCCUACACACUCGACUUCCAGUACCCGUUCAGUGCCCUCCAAGCAUUUUCCGUCGCUCUCGCCAACGUAACGCAGCGGCUGAAAUGACACGCUGCGCUCUUCAAGAGGGACUGUUGAACACUUCCCCGUCACAGUGCUCGCUCCACAUUCUUCUUUUUUUUUUUCUUUACUUCUUUCUCUCCGAGCGAAAUCUGUCCGCGGUAAUGGAGGCAGGGGAGAAAAGGAAAAAAAAAAAAAGCCAAGCAGGGCGCUCAACUCAACGAUGUGCAACGCGAUGGUCGAAGAGCAACGAAGAAAAGGCCAGAACAGGAGAGCGACGAUGGCCAAAACAGGCCGCGACACUGAAGGGUGAAUGCGAGGAUUCGAAUCAUGAGCUGGCAUUGCGGUGUUCCAGUGUCUGAGAGAAAUGUCCCUGUUCGAGAUAUAUAGUGGACAUCCAGGCGGAGUGAAGAAGCUGCAAACGUUCAAUCGCAAAAGUAGUGCAUCCGGAGCUUCCACCAAAGUGAUCUUUUUUUUUUACAUUUCUCUUUAUAUUACUUUUUGUCUCUCUAAGGAAGCAUGCGCUCAAUUUCUUUUUUGUCGAUCGCUGGUGCAUUCUCAUCCUAAGUUGUCCUGAGAAAAGUGUUAGUCGCAAUCUCCCAUCGCAGUUGAUUCAUAUAUCCUCCCGUUGAAGUGAUGUGGAAAGUAAGCGCUGAGGCAUCUCUUGUUGCACUCAAGGUCGACGCGAAUGACAAGAACUAAAGAAACUAAAUGCGGCUUGAUCUCAAGAUAUAAUAGCCCAGUCGGAAAAUAAUACAUAAUGCCAUGGCUGUGCAAGCAGUCAGUGAAAUUAGCUGUUUAGGCAUUGUGGUGCUCAAAUACUAAGACAUUUUCUAGUCAUCCACUAUAAAUGUUGGGGAAGGGGGGUGAUAUUUAGUUGUUAUUAUUUUUGGGAGUGGUAGUAACUUAACAGAGUAAUGGAACAUGUAUUUCAUUGCUCGUGUCGGCAGCUAAAAACGCCUACCUAGCUAGGAACUUUGUUCACGCUUUCAUCGUAAUCAUGACAAGUUUCGAAGAUUUCGAGCCAAAGAGCAACAAGGCAACGCUAAUUGCGGUGGUUGCGCAUUCCCUUUUGAAUGUCCAUCUCAUUCAGAUCCAAACCUCGUCCAAUUUUUUAAUUGUGCUAAAUUUUCAAGCCUAGGCUACUGCGAGAUCACGAAACCUAGCUGGAACAGACUUUGCAUAUGUUUGGUACAACCUUGAGCGCACGUUCUUGCAUAAGAACGCCUCUCAUACGCCUGUUCAUACGCAGUAUCAUUAUAUUCCUCAAACGGGCGCCGUACUAAACAGACAACACAUCUACCAAACACCUUGAAUACGGAAAAUGCAUACAGUAACUCGCGGUUCCUGCAAAGCGUAGAAUCGCCGACCCGACAUAACUCGUAACGCAGACAUUGCAAUAAAUGCAGCGGAGAUAAAAUUUGAUAGAAGAAAUGAACUUACCGGUUUUCUUGGAAACAUGUUUGAGAUAAGUCAAUAUGCUGAUCGAAUCACAGUUCUGUGCGAACCCAGCAAAAUGCUGCUUCACUAUUUCAUUGCUCUAAGGAUUCAAUCGCUGCGCCGGCGUUUGGCCACUUGUACACGUAGGCUGUCCUUUUUUCAGCUGUAAGAAAAUUUUUAGAUUGCCUGCAUCAGAUAGCACAAUUCUAACCCUUGAUCUAAAUUACUCGGUGAGGUGGCCAUUAUUUCUACCAGAAAUCAAAACGCUUAACUGAAUCAUUAACACAAUUACACUAAUUAACUGUUUUAAAUAAUUACCUUACGACACAUACUCCUAUCUACGAAUUCUAGCCGGCGAGUUCGUGAGGCUUUGGAUCGAAUUCCAUUUGGAACACGUUCUCAGGACUGCAGCAAUUUUUAGAUAAUUUUCAAAGUGUCCGACAAAAAUGCGUUGGCGUUCCAGUUACUUUUUUUUUCUUUUUUUGGGGGGGAGGGGGGGAGUAUACUCUCUUUUAUGCAUCGAAGUACAAAAAGUAAUCGAAACACCAAUGCAUUUCGUCGGACACUUUAAAAUGGUAAUAUCUAGAAAUUGGUGCCAUCCAGAAAAUUCGUUCCAAGUGGAUACGCCUUGCGGACUCACCUGUUAUAAUUCGUAGUUUGAUAUACGUGCCGUAAUAUGAUUAAAUUCUAAGUAAAUCAGGAAGUUAAUCAGCGUAAUUAUGGUAAAUAUUCAAUUAAUCACCUUGAUUUCUCGUAGGAGUAAUGGCCGCCUCAUCGAGUAAUCUGUAUCAAGGAUUUGAAUUGUGCUAUCUGCCACAGGCAAUAUUUGAAAUAUGUGGUGGAGCUGAAAAGAAAAAAAAAACACCCUGUAUUGUGAUGAACCGAAACUAUUUGUUGCAACUGGGAGUGUUUGAAGUCUCUGAUUGUACUAAAGGUGAUUCGUAAAUCAGCUAGCGGGAUACUAUUCCUAACCUGCUGUUAACUUCACGUUGUUAUUCAUCUACAGUGUAACCACUGUUUAGAUCGACUAGACACCUCGAAGUCAUAUAGGAAUGCUCCAACUUUCUCACUUUGCGCAGGCGUAUCGUGUCAAGAUAAGCAUUGUUGUUACUUCACUUGCGGUGCAUUGUUAACUGCGCUGCCAACCGUAGGAAAGACGGUAUCGUUAAGAUACGUUUGGUGACGGCCAAUCAAAACUGGAACGUCAUAAUCAAAGCUAAUUAACCAUGACGCCGCACGUUAUUAGCGCGUAUGAACGUAUUGUCGGCAUGUCUUGCACGUUUUCAUAGUCUUCAUCACUGAGGCGAGCAAGUCGUACUGUUUACAGCUAUGUUAAUACCGCGCCCGUCAAGGGCAAAAGCUAAUGAGCCCAAACUAAAGAGCCUGUCCAUGAGGACGUCUCCCAGCGUGACGAUAGAUUCGUUCUUGCGUUUAGGCGAGACGAGCUGCUUUAGCCCAGUGGAAUGUUUUAUUCCCGUUCCCUGAACCUCGUCUGUGUGCCGCCAAGAAAUUUUGUGCCGCUGUGUUUUUUUCAGCGAGUGAAGAGGACCCCUUUGAAACUCCUUGAAACUUUUCUCAAUAGUUCGCGCUGGCCUAGGCGAUUUCUGACAGCAUAGCACUUUCCCAGUGAUAUCGGAAACGUUAUUAACACGGGAUGUGGGAAACACAAAGAUAUUUCAAGAUGAUUCGGGUCGCCCACUAAAAAAAAAAAAAAAAGCAGAUGCUACCUAUCUUGUGGCGGCUUGUUAGAGAACCGAAUGCAGGGAAGGAUAAACCGACUGACGUUGCCGUCAUGCGCUAGAGCAAGCACAGACAAGUACUUUGUUUUAGAGAAGAAAACGACGCGGAUGUACUGCGUUUUUCUCCAAACGCAGACAGAGUGGAAUUUGAAAUUGAACCGUCGAGAGCAAAUGCUGCGCUGGGCCUUCGGCCCCCCAGAAAAGAAAGCUACACGCACCGACAGUCACACACUUCGUAUGUCACUUUUUGUUACCGUUUCUUUGUUGUAGGCCUACCAUAUAUAAACGCAAAAUUGAGGAAAGCAGCGUUGCAGAAGACGAAGCUGGAGGUCCAGGGGUUGUCGAAUGGUCGUCAAGUUGCCGCUACCUUUUGGGCGAACUUGGGCACGAACGUCUCGAGUGACUCGGUCAGGUGAAUGUCAACGAGAACGGAGUCCGGCUUUUAGCGUGCGUUCUAAUACUCAUACUCUAUACCCAUAACAAACCUCCAUGCGUGCGUAACUCAGCGAAGAGGCAUUCUAAUAUAUAUGAAAAGAAAACGUGAGUCUGCCUUCCACGCUACAGACAUAGAAGAAGAAGAAAAAAAAAAGUGUGCGUAACUUGCCAGCAUGUUUUCUAUGUGUAAGAGCCUGUUGCCACUGCGAAGAUAAGAAGAGGAGAAAGAAGCUCACCGUUCUCUAAGCUUCGCAGGUUUUCGUGCUGUCUACUGAGUGCUUGUGUUUCACUCGGUGGACACGUUGUGUUUGUCUCUCUCUCUCUCUCUGCCCCGUGGGAACUGUGCAAUGAUCAGUAUAGAGACGAUGACGUGCAUACGUCUGCACGCUCGUGGAGUGCGACGAUCGUGCAUAUAUAUAUUUUUUUCCUCUCUCAUCUUCAAAUGGUGCAAUCACCUCGCCCGUUGCCGCUACUUUGACGCCACGUUGGUGGCUUGUUCCACUGUUUGUUUGCUGUCGCUCGCUUGUUUCGGUUGCGUACUUUUGCCAGAGACAUCUGUGUGCGCGAGUGAAGGUGUGUAUGUGUGUAUGUGUAUUUACGUGCAAUUCUGUGUGCGAAGGCGUGCUGCGUGGAUGUGCGCCUAUAUUGUCCCCUUGCGUGUUCGACGAGUACAAUGGUGAGGACAGCAACACUUGCCUCUUUUCUUGCUGUUCUUUCACUUUUCUUGCCCCCACUCACCUCCAAACCAACAACACUUCACUCUUUCCACUAUUCAGAGCCUACAGGAGCAUCUCAACAUAUGCCGUAACUAGCUCAUGCGAUAUUGCAACUGCGCAUAAUAAGCCUCUUCCCACCGUGCCGCUUUUUCAGAUGCUACCUAGGUCGUCUGCGAAGUAUACGCGUUUGGAUGUAUGCAGGCGUCGUUUUCUUGUUCUCGCAAAUGUUUCUUCUUUCGCGUGACGUCGCACCGAGGUAAACGCCUCAUUAGAGCGAUGGGCAGGCUACAAAUGCGUUUUCGAGAAGGAAGACACGCUGAAGUAGCGCUGAUGGGGCGUGUUCUAGUCAUGUCGUCACGUUCCCCUUCCGCUGUCUCGAUAAUCUGGAAAGUGACACGCCGGGAAUGCGACCCCCCCCUCCUGCGAAUGAGGAAACUUCUAGGCCACUCCAGUUGUGUAGUCACGUCAUGCAAGAGGGCGUGUUGCACUGUGAGUCAAGGAUACCUGUAAGCAAGAAAUCAAAAUUAAGUCAGCGCUGUCGGCGAACAGAGGGAAAUCAACGACCACGAAAAAAAUAGUCUGUGCUGUCACGACACAAAAUGUCAUGUUAACGUACUGACAGCAAGAACUCAGAAGUCUGUAACACUGAUGGAGAGCGACUGUUGCACUCUAGAUAAGCUUGUGCUUGCCCUAACAGCCCCAAUGAAACUGCUUGUUUGUUUAUUGAGAAAUACUCCUAAAGGCUUCAGCAGAACUCCUAUACUAGAAAAUAAUGCUUAUAUAUUUUAUUAUAUAUUAGAAAUCAAUGUGAUAGGUAAUUCACAUAUUGGCGUACCAUGUGGAACAGUUUACCCAACCAAAUAACUCGUGUUAUGUAUCGCAUAUUCUCGGUUUACGUUGUGAAACUUCCUAAAAUUCCAGCGCACUCCAAAAGAAAUGUUUGUGCUUCGCUUAAGUACUCAUUAAACAUACCACGGCGUAAAACAAUUUCGGCGUGGUAUUCACAAAUUCGCAAAAAUGAACACAAAAGCUUUUUGGGUGAUGUAUUAAACAGAAAUGCACGCCUUGAACACGACGGUGAAAAACCGAUCCACCAGCACGUCUCAUUAUCACCUCCCCUGCAAACGCCAGCCAGCUGUAUACGUUUGCUCUGAUACUGGCCUAACUAUGAAAGUGUUCUAGUGUCACCGUUUAACGAUUUUCUGCAGCUGCCUUUCUUUCAAAUAAAGUGCGCAAAAAAGGGGUAACUUUCCUGGCGUAUUAGUGCGAAGAUUUUCUGUGGUGCCAGUGCGAUACGAAAAGACAGCUCGAAACACACCGCCAACGAAGCUUUCGAGUCUGGAGUGGCCCUCUAAGGAAGAUCCUCAUCCGUAUUCAUAAUGAAAGUUCACCCGCGGGAAUAAGUAUCUGGGAUACGGGUGCCAUUAAAAAUUUAAAAAAGAAUAGCCACUUUGUAGCCAGGACACCCUGCCCUAAAUUACAUGGCAAACUUGUGACUACACAACGCGAAGCUAUAGCUGAAUGUAUCGUUUCAUGGCCGGAUGCAGUAACCGCGAAACACCCCUGAUCCAAAUACCUUCACUCAACGGUGCACGUAAUAAUAGGCGGCAUAAUUGCGCCGUGUUCCUCUAUGCGAGACAAGAGGGGGCACACGAGGUUAAAGAAAUAACAAUUCUAACCACCUUUAGCUGAUACAAGGAUAAUGCAAGCUAAAGAACGCUCCGAGUUAACAGCGCUUUUUUUUUCGUACUCCGUUUCCAAUGCGCUAAAUUACUCUGUGCAAACAAUGCUUCCUUCAACAGACUUGACUGCUGUGUUUGUAAAGGACUGUACCAGUGUCAGCGCGAAAUGGACACUGAACAAACCAUAUUGUUUGACUUUUCUCUUGCCCAGCGUCAUUUUGCGCUACGACCAUCGCAUAAUGUUUAGCCUUCUCUUACCGUGUCGCAGUGUGGCAAGACAGUAUAGUUCCUGACAACGAUUCUCACUGACAGCUCUGCCUUGUUAGUUGUACGAGUUUGAGUUCUGAUUACAGGUGUUUUAGCAGCUCGCUUUUUAGCAGCUCGCUUUUUAGCAGCUCCCACUUCUGACACCGUGUACCGUUGCUAAAGGAAAUAGGCAGUCAUGACGGCAAGAGGCUUCGCACACUAAGAACGCCGAGCGGUUUAUUUCUAGCGUUCUUAAAGGAAGCGAUACGAAAGAGGGGAAAGGGAGUAAGAGAAAGAAAGACUAGGUAUGACGUUUACAGUGAUACUGAUAAAGUGCAAUCUGAUAAAGGAGACAAAUUCUGAAGACAGUAGGCUGUCCUUACACUUAGCUAUAGCGAUAGCACCUCGCAGAACAUAAAAGUGCCGUGGAAACCUAAUUUGUUGGCGUAGUAAUGGAGCUGAAACCGUUAGACCUUAUGAAUUUAGUGAUAGCGUGGAUUCAAUUAAGGUGAACGAAAAGAAAUUAGGCUAUUAAAAUCACAACCGAUGAACAGUGUGGUAGGCUUUUCGUCGAUGAAGUUUGAAUGCAUAACGCUGAGAUGUAUGUACGCAGGAAUUUGCUUACCAUUUGUAUUAUACCGAAGGACUAUCGAAACGCUACGUUAGAAAAAUAUUCAGAAAGCGUCUUGAAGAAACACAAAUGAAGAAACUGUCACCGCUUUCACAAGAACGCAAACACAUUAGUUGUUUUUUUAUGUAAGUGUACACUAUUCCACCAUAAUAUUACAUAAUGAUAAAACUCUGUAACCACACAUUUGAUGAUUCAGUGUCGUUGAAUCUUGAAAGGUGUCGAAUUGUCCAGCAUAAUCCCUGCUAUCCUUUGCUCUGAAUUCCUGACGCACAUGUAACGUAAGCAACAAUGCAAAAGUCGAUAAAAUAAAUUUGUCAACGUAUCUCUGCAGGUAUGCUUACAAAAAUAAAUAUUUCUCUACGAGUAAAUGUACACGAACAUUUCGGCAACCAUCGUGAUCAGUGGGAGAAAAAGUGAGGGGACACAAGACACGUGUAGGUGACCAUUUUGAGCGCAGCAGAUAAAUAUUUAUGAUGGAUGCAAUUGUUAGACCACGUUUGGUUAAAUUUCACCUUGCCUAGCAGACUGCGAUCACACGCUCAAAUUUUCUUAGUAUUUUUCCUGGAAUUUCACUUUGUUGUUGCAGAGGAUGGUUCUGUUACACGCAAUGGACCCCAGAAAUUUAACCUGUGAUUGUAGCCGUUCAUAGCAGUUAACUUAGGAAGAAAGCAACAAGUCCAUCAAUUCUUCAAAGGCCGUUAAGAAUAUCAUAAAAGAAAUGUCACGUAUAGUUUUUGAAGAACAAAACUAUAUUUUCUCAGUAGCUGCAGCGCAAGACAGUUAAAUACAGGUCGCAGCUGUGCAUUAAUAUGUCGCUGUAGAGAAGGCAAAAGCUAGUGUUGCAAAACGCAAUGUGUAAGCGACAACACUGAAUCUGCAAUUUAAAAAAAAAAGGAAGUUGUGUAAUACCGUUCCAUAGGAAUGCGCCAAGUACAGUUUAAUAUCGCCUAUACGCCGUUGACUGUUCAACCAGAAUAUGUUCGUCUGGUCCCUCUGCACAAUAACUUCAUCCUGCAGGCUACGGCAACAAUUUCUGAUCGCCAGUGGUGGAGUUCUUGUGAAGAAGACGAACCACUUCAAAAAGCAAUGUUAAGUCGUUCCUAAAGCUUUGCCGGACCUCGUGUGAAUGCUCUGUUAACUGCUUUCGUGCGGAAAUUGAGAUAAAUAAAUGUCAUGCGAAUGAUCUCCUUGAAAAACUCAUUGUGCUUGUAAGACGCAUCCAGUCAUAUUUCAUAUCUGACGAUGUUCUGCACCCGUUCGAACGCGACAAUGUCCGUGUUUCUGUUGCGCGCGUUUCACUUCUGUCUUUCGUUUUUCACUGCUAAUAAAGUGGAGCCAAGCAUUUGCUAUUGCUCA
Dermacentor andersoni is the source of this 12724-nucleotide messenger RNA. It is a transcript of the gene Tusp, whose product is annotated as WD40 superfamily protein Tusp. NCBI's taxonomy places the organism in Eukaryota, Metazoa, Arthropoda, Arachnida, Ixodida, Ixodidae. Gene Ontology annotation, molecular function: protein binding. The record is from RefSeq and is a predicted model, not a curated record.